CUUUGCACUUUUGUAUUAAGUGGGGACUAAAAAUGCGAUUAAGUUAUAUCCCUUCUCAACAAGUACUCUAAAAAUUAACAAGUAUACUCAGAACUGUGAUUAGCCUAGACAGGGCGUAGACGCGGUGGUAUUCCAUAUCCACGAUUCAAACACAAUUAAAUUCACAAGAUAUGGAGAAUUCCCAAGAUCAGCCACUCCCUCCAGGCGUUCAUUCUUGGCCUAACAAUUUGUCAAAAUCAGGUCAAACACCCGAGUCAAACUAUUCUGGAUGCUAUCAGUUUCCGCCGAAUGUCUAUACUCAAUACCAGUUUUCUCCCACUGCUUUUCCUCAUACACCUGGUCAACAAGGAACCCUCUCUCACUCUGGUUUUGUUCCUGGUCAAGCCAUAACCUCAGAGGCCUCUCCCACUGUGAGAUUGAUCCAGCAGCCUCAUGAAAUUAUGUCUACAAACAAUGACAUUGACGUUGCUGCUCAGGAUGCUGUCUUGCGCGAACAAGAAAUCGCUACCCAAAAUAUCAUAAGGAGUCAAAGAGAGGUAAGAGCGGUGGCAUCACCUACGGAGGAGAAUUCAGACAUUUUUUCGGAACGUCGUGACCCCAAUGCUUUGAAGGAACAUCUGAUGAAAAUGGCUUCAGAGCAUAGGGCUGAAAUGGCUGUUAAGCGUGGGAAAGCUCCACGUCCAGAAGAAGGUAACAUAGAAAUAGGUAAUGGAUAUGGUGUACCUGGUGGAGGUGCCUAUUAUGAUGCUCCCAAGCUUAAUGCCACUACAGGUAGCCAUACAUUCAGUCAGCCUGAACCUAAACUUGAUAGAAGUUCAGAGCAGGAACCCGGGGCUAAAGAAUUGCCGGAGUACCUCAAGCAGAAACUGAGAGCUAGGGGUAUUCUUAAAGAUGAUACACGUUCUAAAGAUCUUAAAGGUACUUCAGCUGAACUUAUGGAAAAUGAAAAGUUGCCUCCUGGAUGGGUUGAAGCAAAAGAUCCGGGAAGUUGUGCAUGUUAUUAUUAUAACGAAAGCACUGGGAAGAGUCAGUGGGAAAAACCUCAUGAAGCAUCAUCAAUUGAGCAAUCACCAUCACCUUUACAUCUUUCAGAGAAUUGGGUGGAGGCAUUGGAUGAAACAACAGGUCAUAAGUAUUACUACAAUACAAAAACUCAUGUAUCACAAUGGGAGCAUCCUAGUUCAUCUCAGAAAGUUGUGUCAGAUCACUCAGACUUGUCCGUUGGCAGUCGGAAUGACCAGUUAUCUACUUUACAGAAGUGUAUGGGCUGUGGUGGUUGGGGUGUAGGACUUGUCCAAGCAUGGGGUUACUGUAAUCACUGCACAAGACUUUUAAAUCUUCCAGAGUCUAAGUAUUUAUCCUCAAAUUCGGAUUCAAAUAAUCAGCAAAGAAGUCCUGCACAUCCCUUUGAAAGCUCUGAUAAAAUGGCUACCAAACAGAGGUCGAGUUGGAAACCUCCAUCUGAUAAGGGAAGUAAAAAAUUGGGCAAGAAGCGUGCUCAUGCAGAGGAUGAUGAGUUGGACCCUAUGGAUCCCAGUUCCUAUUCAGAUGCUCCUCGUGGUGGCUGGGUUGUGGGUCUGAAAGGUGUGCAGCCUAGAGCAGCUGACACAACUGCAACAGGUCCCCUGUUUCAACAACGGCCAUAUCCAUCACCUGGUGCUGUUUUACGAAAGAACGCCGAAAUUGCUUCUCAGAAAAAGAAACCAAAUUCACAUUUUACUGCCAUAUCCAAGAGGGGUGAUGGGAGUGAUGGGCUUGGUGAUGCGGACUAGGACCAUGUAAAUGACAUCACCUCAAUGCUAUAACCAAACAGACUGGACAGAGGCUAUGUAACUGUUAUUGACAAAUUUGAAGCACUCAGCAUGGGAUUUCUCACGAGUCCGCCGGGAGAACCAUUUGAUUUAUUCACUAAUGGAAAGUUCUACUGGACCUCAAGAUUGGGAAAGCAAAGGAAAUUCUGCACUUUUCAGCAUUUUUGAAUUCUAUGCUCUUGUUUAUUCUAUGAAGUUCUACUGCUCACCAUUUUUUAACAAGGGUAUUUAAUGAACUCUUAUAUUGCUGGUGUGUAUAUUUCCGCUCCACUAUAUAUUAUAUAUACAAAAGAGUAUAUUGCUCUUGGCACAA
Lotus japonicus is the source of this 2124-nucleotide messenger RNA. RefSeq lists its product as uncharacterized. Gene Ontology annotation, molecular function: ribonucleoprotein complex binding; protein binding. Gene Ontology annotation, biological process: alternative mRNA splicing, via spliceosome. The transcript has 14 exons. The coding region runs from base 171 to 1772 and encodes 533 amino acids. Lineage: Eukaryota; Viridiplantae; Streptophyta; Magnoliopsida; Fabales; Fabaceae. Gene Ontology annotation, cellular component: cytoplasm; nuclear body. The record is from RefSeq and is a predicted model, not a curated record.